CAUCUAGACGACCUUGGAUUUUUCCGGAUAAUUUCCCAUCCAUCCGAGUAGAAGGUGUAAAGGAGGUUAUAUAUUUAUAUUUUAUUUUAUAUCAGAAUCAGAUUAUUUAUUGUAAAAUAGAUACGAGAGUACAGACACAAAUUCAAAUCAAGUAUCUACUGGUACCAUCUGAAGAAAAGCAAGCUCAGCUCAAAAAGACCCCGCAUCAAUCCAAUCCCGACCAUAUCGCCGAUUUGUAGAAUACCUUACGUCGGAGUUGCGUACUCGGGUUAAGAUUCGCGAGAGAGCUUCUUUUGAUUCUAUACUUGAUUCUGGUCUUUACUAUAUACAUUGCAUUACAUACAUUGUAUAUAUCAUCACAUCACAUCACAUUACAAUCCAUCACGACACGACACGACGUCUUCCAACCAUUGUCGAGAGAUACCUUACUCACUCACUCACUCACUCACUCACCACAACAUCAUCCAACAACCUCACACCCUUCUUUACCCCAACUCACCUCUCUAUACUCCUCACCACCAAUACCAGUACCAGCAUCACCACCACCACCACCUCCAAAAUGUGGACAAACCCUCGUUCUCCCUCUCCCAAAAUGUGGUCACCACGCAAUCCCCCUCCUCAAUCCUCCCACCGAUCCUCCCACUCCCAAUCCCAUCCCUUCUCUCCCCUCUCCCCUCUCACUCCCUCCGGUCCCUCAGGAACCUUUCCCGCUCCAACCCAAAAAUUAAAGAAUCAAGGAAAACGCAUCGCGCAGAUUGUGAAAAUUAAACCGGAAUGCGUGGAAUUGUACAAGGAGUGUCAUGCACGGGUUUGGCCCGAGGUAUUGAAACAGAUUAAAGAGUGUUAUAUGGAGGAUUAUUCCAUCCACUACGACCCCCACCACAACCUCCUCUUCGCAUCAUUCAAAUACGUAGGCUAUGACUACGCAGGGGACAUGGAGAAGAUGCGCGAAAACCCCAAGGUGCGCGAGUGGUGGGCCAUGACGGAUUCGUAUCAGGAGAGUUUGGUCGAGGGCAGCACGGGGAGUACGGAUGAGAGGGGCUGGUGGAAGGGCGUCGAAGAGGUGUUUUAUGUUGCUUGAUGUGGGUGGGAAGGAAGGGAGGAUAGGUGACUUGUCUGUAUCUGUAUAUUCUGAGGAUGAGGAAUAUGUGAUGUGAUUGGAUGUGUUGUGAUUGGAUGAGAUGGGAUGAGAAGGGAUUGAAAUCACGAUUAUGAUGGCAAUUGAAAGAGAAACAGAAACAGAAACAGAAACAAGAAACAGAAGACAAGCGAAAAGAAGUGCAAAGCAUGCAGAGAACAGCAGAAUAAAAAUCCCAAAUAUAAGACAACAUAUGAUAAUACGAUCUAACAUGAUCUUCAUUUCACGCUUGAAAGAAAGACAAUGUCACAAGUCAGAGAAGUUCAUGAAAACACGAUUGAUUCAAUGAU
This is a messenger RNA of Botrytis deweyae, 1428 nucleotides long. RefSeq lists its product as uncharacterized. Gene Ontology annotation, molecular function: racemase and epimerase activity, acting on carbohydrates and derivatives. NCBI's taxonomy places the organism in Eukaryota, Fungi, Ascomycota, Leotiomycetes, Helotiales, Sclerotiniaceae. Bases 560 to 1081 code for a protein of 173 amino acids. The transcript has 2 exons. The record is from RefSeq and is a predicted model, not a curated record.